Molecule: messenger RNA, 2395 nt
Organism: Chaetomium strumarium
Lineage: Eukaryota; Fungi; Ascomycota; Sordariomycetes; Sordariales; Chaetomiaceae
Product: Mis6-domain-containing protein
Exons: 8
Coding region: 206-2290 (694 amino acids)
Biological process (GO): CENP-A containing chromatin assembly; mitotic sister chromatid segregation
Cellular component (GO): kinetochore; inner kinetochore
Source: RefSeq, a predicted model, not a curated record
AAGGUAACGCGUCUGAGACGCGGGAGAAUGUAGUAAAGCUGUUACAGCCUCGGGCAGCCUUACAAUCACCGGGAUCAGGUAGUGCGGUUGGUUGCAUAUGGGUUGACGCGCUGAACGCAAUGCAAAAAAUGCCACACUGACAGGAACUCAUUAGACUCAAAAGGAAAGAAAAACGAGGAGAGGAAGAAAAAAGAAACGGCGAAAAAUGACAUCUCCGGAAGGCGAUGACCUCGACCGUCUUCUAGGGGACCUUGAGGCGGCUUCCAAGGUGCCAGCGAAGCGCCGUCAGGUUAGCAUCAAGUCCACCGUCGAGAGAAUAGCAUCGCUCCUCAACGACCGGGGCGCGCUCCCGGAUGAGCUGGCGCGCAUUGUCGAACUGGUGACUGUCCGGAACCAAUUGGACCAGGCCAGCCUCGCCGCCAUUCUCCGGAACCUGUAUCCGUUGGGGAAGGUCAGCGAUGAGGUCGUCUUGCGCAUUGUCGGUGCGCUGGGUCACGGCCAGCUCAAGCCUUUACUCCCUCUCCAGGCUUUGAUGCUCCGGUGGCUUGUGAUGGUCUACCACCUGCUGGAGAAGCCGGCCAUCCUGUCACAGACAUACGGCGUUCUGUUCGGCCUGCUCGAUACCGCUGCAAUCAGACCGCCGCUGUGCCAUCUCCUUGCGCUGGUGACGAGGCGAAAGCACGUGAGGGCAUUUCGCAUACAGGCCAUACUCAACCUGUUCCGGCAAACGGGCGGCGACCCCAACCUGACGGGUCUGCUACGCGUCUUCAAGAACUACUAUCCGGAGAUCAUUGUGGGCGACGCCACCAAAGGGCGAGCAGCAGCCUUCAAGCACCCCGAUCCGCAGUGGCGUGCAAGGCUCGACGAGAUCCAGCAACAGCACUCCGAACACCAGGACGAUGGGGGAGUCAGGAACGGCUUUGCUGUCAACCAUGCCCUGGGUCGGCGGCUGAAAGGGACGAAAGCUCUGUUCCCAACCGUCCACACCCUCCACGCCCACGAGGACUCGGUCACCCUGGAAGAGAUCGACAGCGCCGAGUCGUUGGCCAAAAAUCUCGAGAAGAUCGAGCUGCCGAGCCAGCUUGUUGCCGUCCUGGCCGAUCCGCUCCUCCAGAAGCUCCUACUCUUACGGCCAGAUGCGGAGGCUUCGUCCCGCAUCUCCAACUGGUUGAUGGCAUGCGUGGAUGACGUCGCCAGAGGAGAUGCUGACCCGGCUUACUUGGAGGACAUGCUCGAAGUGGUUCACGACUAUGCAGUCUCCACCAAGACAUUGCCCCCGUUAUUACUCACUUUCUUCGAGCGGUAUCUGAGCGUCUGGAAUGGAUCCCACAAUAGGGAUUUGGUCUUCGAGGCCUUGAGCUUCGUCCCAUUGUUGGAAUUCAAGGCUCUGUCCAGGAUUCUCGAACUGCUGGAGCAUGCAGUACUGGACAACACGCCAGCCUCCCAGGUGUCCGUUCUGAAAUUCUACACCCUCCUUCUCCGGCGUUGGGCAGUCACCGUGGAGGUCUCAGGGCAUCUCGACUCCCUGCCAUGGGCCUCAAUACCAGAACUUAUCCAGCGCGUCAACAGGCUCGCCCUGACGCUGACACAAACCUCCCCCACUGUCGGCACUUACCUAGCCAUCCUGGACUCCCUUGCGGCUUCCUCCCGACUGUACUCCAACCCGGAGAUGCUACAGCACAUAGAGAUAACGAUUCCGCCUCCCACCCUCGUCUACCUCUUAUUCUUCAGCCCGUCGCUAGCAGUCAUGUCACGGCUGUGCGGCGUGUUGGUCGCCUAUAAGCGUGCCCUGGAGGCCGUCAUGUCCCCGUCGGCUGGGCGCGAGCUGUCGCAGCGCGAGAAGCCCCAGGUCAACGUGUUCAAUGGCUUCCUAAUGGACCUUUGCAACUGCCUGUGGCGUGGCCGUGCCUUCUCCACGACGGACGUCAAUGCCCAGGGGUGCCGCAUCCCGCAAUCGAUCCAACCAGCACUCCAGUCGUACCUACGGGCAGCAGACCCGGACCUCUCGCUGAGUACGGCGUUUGACUUGUCGCACUCGCCGCUGCUGUGUCUCCAGUCUAUCUCCUCCGUGCGGUUGCUGGAGGAAGUUGACUUGGAGGGAAUCCGAUCCAGACACGCCGGGCCCGUAACGCAGUCUUCGCUAAGCCAGCUCGCUCAUCGGGGAGGUCUGAAUCUGUCGUGGCAAGAGUAUAGGGCUGGCGUUCUGGAUCACCUGGAAUCGCAGGGGUUUUCGGGUGUCUCUCAGCUGAUGCACAACACGAUGAAGAAUCUCAUGAAGGCGAAAAGGUGACGAUGAGUCAAGGACAUUAUAUGGAAGAUAACCCCCCACCCCGUGUGUAUAGCGAACUCGGAACGAUAAGUGGACAAUCUGUGUUGAUGCGGACUGUCGUGAGUU